AUGGGUUUUUCGAAGAAACAUCAAUUAGUGGAUGGAAGCAAAGAAGAAAACAAAAUGUGGGUAAUUGCUGGAAUAGCGUUUAGGCCUAAUAAACUGAAAUCAAUAUCCACAAAACCAAACAGAGGAGAAGAAGAAUCUGAAGACGAAGUAGAAAAGAGUUCAACAACUCCGACAACAAGAGAUUCAAGGAUACCGGAAAAGCUACCAUGUCCACCGGCUCCGUCGAAACGCAGGCCAGUAUCAACAUGUCACUAUAAUGGUGCUAGAGAGUUCUUUAAUCCACCAGAUCUUGAAUCAGCAUUUAUUAUUCGACAUGUGGAGAGGGAAAAUUAUUAA
Messenger RNA from Solanum stenotomum, 336 nucleotides. RefSeq names its product cyclin-dependent protein kinase inhibitor SMR6-like. The transcript has a single exon. Bases 1 to 336 code for a protein of 111 amino acids. Gene Ontology annotation, biological process: regulation of DNA endoreduplication. NCBI's taxonomy places the organism in Eukaryota, Viridiplantae, Streptophyta, Magnoliopsida, Solanales, Solanaceae. The record is from RefSeq and is a predicted model, not a curated record.